Salvelinus fontinalis (brook trout) is the source of this 4834-nucleotide messenger RNA. Its product is annotated as E3 ubiquitin-protein ligase MARCHF3-like. Gene Ontology annotation, molecular function: zinc ion binding; ubiquitin-protein transferase activity. Gene Ontology annotation, biological process: protein ubiquitination. The transcript has 5 exons. Bases 2674 to 3504 code for a protein of 276 amino acids. The record is from RefSeq and is a predicted model, not a curated record. Lineage: Eukaryota; Metazoa; Chordata; Actinopteri; Salmoniformes; Salmonidae.
CACAAUUCCUGACAUUUAAUCAGAGUAAAAAUUCCCUGUCUUAGGUCAGUUAGGAUCACCACUUUAUUUUAAGAAUGUGAAAUGUCAGAAUAAUAGUUGAGAGAAUGAUUUAUUUCAGCUUUUAUUUCUUUCAUCACAUUCCCAGUGGGUCAGAAGUUUACAUACACUCAAUUAGUAUUUGGUAGCAUUGCCUUUAAAUUGUUUAACUUGGGUCAAACGUUUCGGGUAGCCUUCCACAAGCGUCCCACAAUAAGUUGGGUAAAUUUUGGCCCAUUCCUCCUGACAGAGCUGGUGUAACUGAGUCAGGUUUGUAGGCCUCCUUGCUCGCACACGCUUUUUCAGUUCUGCCCACACAUUUUCUGUAGGAUUGAGGUCAGGGCUUUGUGAUGGCCACUCCAAUACGUUGACUUUGUUGUCUUUAAGCCAUUUUGCCACAACUUUGGAAGUAUGCUUGGCGUCAUUGUCCAUUUGGAAGACACAUUUGCGAGCAAGCUUUAACUUCCUGACUGAUGUCUUGAGAUGUUGCUUCAAUAUCCACAACAUUUUUCCUCUUCAUGAUGCCAUCUAUUUUGUGAAGUGCACCAGUCCCUCCUGCAGCAAAGCACCCCCACAACAUGUGGCUGCCACCCCCCGUGCUUCACGGUUGGGAUGGUGAUCUUCGGCUUGCAAGCCUCCCCCUUUUUCCUCCAAACUUAACGAUUGUCAUUAUGGCCAAACAGUUCUAUUUUGUUUCAUCAGACCAUCAGACCUCCAAAAAGUACGAUCUUUGUCCCCAUGUGCAGUUGCAAACCGUAGUCUGGCAUUUUUCUGCCGGUUUUGGAGCAGUGGCUUCUUCCUUGCUGAGCGGCCUUUCAGGUUAUGUCGAUAUAGGACUCGUUUUACUGUGGAUAUAGAUACUUUUGUACCUGUUUCCUCCAGCAUCUUCACAAGGUCCUUUGCUGUUGUUCUGUGAUUGAUUUGCACUUUUCGCACCAAAGUACAUUCCUCUCUAGGAGACAGAAUGCGUCUCCUUCCUGAGCAGUAUGACGGCUGCAUGGUCCCAUGGUGUUUAUACUUGCAUACUAUCUGUUUGUACAGAUGAACGUGGUACCUUCAGGCUUUUGGAAAUAGCUCCCAAUGAUGAACCAAACUUAUACUUGCAUACUAUCUGUUUGUACAGAUGAACGUGGUACCUUCAGGCUUUUGGAAAUAGCUCCCAAUGAUGAACCAAACUUGUGGAGGUCUACAAAAAAAAAAUUCUGAGGUCUUGGCUGAUUUCUUUUGAUUUUCCUAUGAUGUCAAGCAGAGGCACUGAGCUUGAAGGUAGGGCUUGAAAUACAUCCACAGGUACACCUCCAAUUGACUCAAAUUAUGUCAAUUCGCCUAUCAGAAGCUUCUAAAGCCAUGACAUCAUUUUUUUGAAUUUUCCAAAAACCCACUGGAAUUGUCAUACAGUGAAUUAUAAGUAAAAUAAUCUGUAUUUAAACAAUUGUUGGACAAAUUACUUGUGUCAUGCACAAGGUAGAUAUCCUAACCGACUUGCCAAAACUAUAGUUUGUUAACUGGAAAUGUGUGGAGUGGUUGAAAAACGAGUUUUAAUGGCAGGCACAAGGUAGCCGACUUGCCAAAACUAUAGUUUGUUAACUGGAAAUGUGUGGAGUGGUUGAAAAACGAGUUUUAACAUCUAAGUGUAUGUAAACUUCCGACUUCAACUGUAGGCUAUUUUUUAUUUGACUGAAAUAAAUAUAAGCCUAUCAUUUUCUUUUUUUUAAAUUUUAUCCCCUUUUCUCCCCAAUUUUCGUGGUAUCCAAUCGCUAGUAAUUACUAUCUUGUCUCAUCGCUACAACUCCCGUACGGGCUCGGGAGAGACGAAGGUCGAAAGCCAUGCGUCCUCCGAAGCACAAACCUAGCCGCACUGCUUCUUUAACACACGCGCCUCCAACCCGGAAGCCAGCCGCACCAAUGUGUCGGAGGAAACACCGUGUACCUGUUCCCCUUGGUUAGCGCGCACUGCGCCCGGCCCGCCACAGGAGUCGCUGGAGCGCGAUGAGACAAGGAUAUCCCUACCGGCCAAACCCACCCUAACCCGGACGACGCUAGCCCAAUUGUGCGUCGCCCCACGGACCUCCCGGUCGCGGCCGGCUGCGACAGAGCCUGGGCGCGAACCCAGAGACUCUGGUGGUGCAGUUAGCACUGCGAUGCAGUGCCCUAGACCACUGCGCCACCCGGGAGGCCAUCAUUUUCUUAAGUGAAAUGCAUGCUUAUGGUGAUGAUUAUUUUUUGUCAAGAAAUUUUAAAUAUCAAAAAGACAACCUUCUUACAUUGGAUGAAUAAUAACCAAGUACCGGUAAUUGAUUUGAAAGUGAAAGUUCCUGGAUAAACCACCAGGGUGCGCCACGGUACCCGAGAUCAUCAUUCCGCCGAGGACCCUCCCAUUGGUGGCAAGUUUUGUUACUGCAAUAAUCUGAUUGGAUGGGGGAGACCGUUAUUGUAUGUCUGACUGGCUAGACUGCUUGAUUUACCAGCUGACGGGGGGAAGUUGGCGUGGAUCACUGACAUUAAACCAAACGAUUAUUUGAUCAUCCUGCGUCGCAGUGUGUAUAAUCAUAAUUUGUAGACUUGGGAUCUCGCAAUGAAGACAGAUGAUGCUCAGUAACCAAGCCAGACGCCAAUGAAAGAUAACCGUCUGCUGCCAUGACAACCAGUCGCUGCACUCUGUUGCCGGAGGUGCUGCCAGAGCGUUCUGACUCUGCCCACACAGUGAGCUGCUUGAGCGACAGGGACUUUGAUCCAAUGGGUAGCCUGGACUACCCGACAGAGCCUGACCUCCCAGGAAAAGCAAUUGAAGAGCAGAGCAGUCCGGCCAAUGGAGAGCCGCAGUACUACAUGCAAGUGUCUGCCAAGGAUGGGCAGCUGCUGUCACCUAUCGUGGGAGCGUACGCUAAACAGAGCCCUCUGCCUGAGCGGCCCAUGUGUCGGAUCUGUCAUGACGGAGGGGGUCAGGAGGAGCUGCUCUCCCCCUGUGAGUGUGCAGGGACCCUGGGUACCAUCCACCGGAGCUGCCUGGAGCACUGGCUCUCUGCCUCUGGCACCAGCGCUUGUGAGCUCUGCCACUACCAGUUCACUGUACAGAGGAAGAACCGGCCACUGAUGGAGUGGGUGCGUAACCCGGGCCUGCGCCAGGAAAAACGGACGCUGUUCGGCGACAUGGUGUGCUUCCUGCUCAUCACGCCUCUGGCCACAAUAUCGGGGUGGCUGUGUCUGCGGGGGGCCGUGGACCACCUGCACUUUUCCAGCCGCCUGGAGGCCGUGGGCCUCAUUACCCUUACCGUGGCCCUCUUCACCAUCUACCUCUUCUGGACCCUGGUGUCGCUCAGGUAUCACUGUCGGCUGUACAACGAAUGGCGGCAGACCAAUCAGAGGGUGGUGCUUCUCCUCCCCAGGUCACAUGGUGAACAGUCUGCUCCGCCCUCUUCACGAGGCCCAUCUCGUGAAAAAUGGCCAUCCAAAGAGACUAUUGUCUGAGCAGCCCUCUCGUCAAAAGCCAUGAAGGAGAAACACUGAGGAAGAAUGGGGAUAGUUCCAUAGGCGCCGGAACAGUAUUUGCUUCUGGUGCCCUCCAGUGCUGAACUUUGAAGUGCCCACACGUGUGGAAUUGCCACCAAAUGUCAUUAACUUAAAAUGCAGCAUUACAUCCCACCACUGCCACCAAAAUGUCAUACAGAGAUGGACAGGUACAUUUGGUGAUAUAGAUGGGGUGGAGUGCGUAGUUGGUUAUAAAGCAUUUGGACUGAAGGACAGCCAGGAAAAGUUUGCCACUGUGACCAUUACAUGCUGUGAUUGGUGAUUCCUGUGAAGUGCAGAAAACAUUGUGUCCGGUUCAUAUAACAUACCAACAUAAUCCUGUGUAUAGUAUUAGUCACAUUCUACCAAUCAACAAGUCAAAGCCCAGAGUGUAAAUAAGUACUUCAACUACUUCAGUAUUUUACAUAGCAUUAAACUGUUACCUUUACCUACAUGUGUGGGUCUCUGUGCCUCAAACCAGGGUCAUGUUCAUUAUGCACCAAACAGAAAACUUACUGAAACAGUGAGGGACUACCUGGACUUAUCCAGUAAGACUCAUUUUUCAUUCUGUUUCAAAAGUAUUUCAAACGUUUCACUACGGUGUGCCCUGCUGAACACGAUCCAACUUAAGACAGGCUUAGUGGAGUGUUAAACAGGGCAUAGGUUGAUAGGGCUCAGUCUUUCUUUGCAACACCUUCAUUAACAGUUUAAGUACAUUGACCUUAACAUAUCAAAAGGGACAUUUUGAAUUAAUUUAUAUUUUGGCUACAAAGUAGUUUUGUGUGAAAAAUACAAUAUGGUCUCAGUUGAGAACUGGUUGACUGUGGUAUAUGUUAAUAUUUUGUGUUAGUCAUUCACUUCACUUACAAAUAGCUGUGUUUGUUAGACAUCCCAUCUUUGACUCAUGAGUGGUCAUUGUGUUGAUUUUCUAGUCACUGCCUUGUAAAGUAUUCUUCUGUGAUAGUUCUCUUCCUAGAAAUGGUUGUAUAGCCAAGACUAUUCAGGUUGAUUAGAAGGGCCAAAAACACUUACAUUUUCUGUCUAGGGAACUUCUUGUUAUACCAGAUGCAUUAACCCAUCAAAGUAUAUUUUUUAAAUCAUAGAGUACAUGGUGCACUUAACUCUUCAGCAUCUUCAUUUGAUUAAAUGUCGGGAUUCACUAGGCCACACAUUGAGCUUGUUGGUGAAGUGGAAUAAACUUCCGUUAUGUUUGUGUGUCCGGAUGGCAUUUUGAUAAUGUAUUUCCUCUACAGUUAUUUUAUCAGCUGUUUCCAAUAAAAAUAUGAACUUA